CUAAAAUUUUUCAAUAUCUACUUCAGCUAAAAUUUCCAUUAGUAUCAAUGAUGGAUAACUUGGCUUAGAUUGAGUAAAUUCGCUGAUUUUUUUUAACAUGAAGGGGCAGCAACUCAAUCUGAAACAUUGUUAAUUCCAUGUUCAGCAGUGAUUUAAGAUGAGUAAACGUCGCGUCGCUGUGAUUGGAGCCGGAGCAGCUGGGCUUUGUGCAGCACGCCAUCUAACGACAAAACCUGCUCAGUUUGAUGUGGUUGUCUUUGAGAAGUCGGAUCGUGUAGGAGGUACUUGGGUCUACACCGAGAAUGUUGGCCUAGAUGAAUAUGGAUUACCCAUUCAUUCAAGCAUGUACAAGUCACUUAAAACAAAUCUACCGAAGGAGAUCAUGGCCUUUCCCGAUUUUCCUUUCGACGAGAGACUACCGUCGUUCAUAAAGCACACAGAUGUCUUAGAUUACUUACAACAGUAUUCGGAUCAUUUUCAACUGCACAACUUCAUACAGUUUUCUACAGUCGUUGAGAUGGUGAAACCGAUUAAGUCUUCGGAUGAUGCGAUAACAUGGGAGAUAACUGUCUUAAACCUUCGAACCAGGCAUCGGACUACGUCAAUCUUUCAUCAAAUCAUGGUUUGCAAUGGCCAUUAUGCCAUACCGAACAUUCCCGAUCUUCCAGGCAGAGAUAAGUUCAAAGGUUACCAACUUCACAGUCACAACUACCGUCACCCUGAUGUCUUCAAGGAUCAGAAGGUAGUGGUCUUAGGAGCAGCAUCAUCUGGACUCGAUAUCAUCCUUGAUAUUGCCCCUCAUGCAAAGCAUGUCUACCUGAGCCACUGGAAGGAUCGUGUGGUAGCCCCUCUUCCUGAUAACAUAGAGCAGGCCAAGGAAGUUGUCUCCUUCACCCAGGAAGAUGUGGUUUUUGCAGAUGGAGAAAAGUGCAAACCUGAUGCCAUUAUCUACUGCACGGGCUACAACUACGACUUCAGUUUCCUCACGCCAGAAUGCCAGCUGACGGUGGAUGACAGACGAAUCAUGCCUCUCUACAAGCACAUCAUACACACCAGUUUCCCAUCUCUUGCUUUCAUUGGCAUUACACAGAAAGUCCUGCCAUUCCCACACUUUACCGCGCAGGUCAAGUUCGUCCUGGCAAGCUGGAUAGGGACUUAUCAACUACCGGGCCAAACCGAGAUGGACGCUUCUACCGAAGAGGACUUCCGGUGGAGAACCACCACCUUGAAGAUGCCACAUAGGUAUGCUCAUUUCAUGGGAUCCAUCAUGAGAGAGUAUCAUCAAGAUCUUCUAGAGAUGGCUAAAGAACACCAGUUCAAACCCGUCCUCAUGGAUCUCUAUGAGGAGAUGUACAGGAUAAGAAGAAUCAAUCUCAUGCAUUACAAGAAAUUAGGUUUUAAGGUUUUGGACGAUGAAAACUUUCAACUACUUGAGGUUGACACUCAAUAACCUGACAUUAUAUGUUGAGGUUGAACCCUGUGGACUUGGUCUAUAUAGGGUCUAACGGGGAAACUGUGUAUUAUAAAGAAAUCAAAUUGCGACCAUCGGAUUGAGUCAAUUUCCUUGCUGUCGCUGUAUUAAUACAAAAAUGAAAUCUAAACAAGUAGAUUCAAAUUCAAAUUCAAUUUUUAUGUUUAGUGACUGAUGAAUACUUCAUACAUUUUUUGAAUAAAGUCAAACUAAAUAAUUUUAGAAUAAAACAGAAGGGGAAGGCGGCCGGGGUAGGUUGAGCAUAGGGGCAAAACAAAUAAACCUUAUAAAAGCCAUUGAUAUGCAGGCAGAAAGGAGCAA
This is a messenger RNA of Lytechinus variegatus (green sea urchin), 1792 nucleotides long. RefSeq names its product flavin-containing monooxygenase FMO GS-OX-like 2. NCBI's taxonomy places the organism in Eukaryota, Metazoa, Echinodermata, Echinoidea, Temnopleuroida, Toxopneustidae. The record is from RefSeq and is a predicted model, not a curated record. The coding region runs from base 158 to 1450 and encodes 430 amino acids. Gene Ontology annotation, molecular function: N,N-dimethylaniline monooxygenase activity; NADP binding; flavin adenine dinucleotide binding. The transcript is spliced from 4 exons.